CAGCCCGGGGAAGCAUGUGCCUCGAGCCGUUCCCCGCUGGCGAGCGCUGCGCCCAGGAGUAGGGAACUUGGCGGCCGCGAGACAAAGGCUGCGGCCGGGACGGAUGAGUUAGAGACUCGGGUUUGGGCGAACAAAAGGUGCGGACGCGAGGAGGCAGCGGCGAUGGCGGCGGGGGCGCCCCGCGGGCUCGGGGCCCUGGGGCGCGCGGCGUGACCCGCUGGGGGCCCGGGGCCGAGCCGGGACGCGGCCCCGCGGGCCGGGAGCGCCCGGAACAAUGGACAACUUCUUCCCCGCGGGGGCGCGGGUCUGGCUGAGAGAAAACGGGCAGCACUUCCCGAGUACCGUGAGCUCCUGCGCCGAGGGCGUCGUGGUCUUCCGGACGGACUACGGCCAGGUAUUCACUUACAAGCAGAGCACGAUUACGCAGCAGAAGGUGACCGCUAUGCACCCCACGACCGAGGAGGGCGUAGAUGACAUGGCCACUUUGACGGAACUCCACGGGGGCUCCAUCAUGCAUAACUUACACCAGCGAUACAAGAGGGAUCAAAUAUACACCUACAUCGGCUCCAUCCUUGCCUCCGUGAACCCCUACAAGACCGUCGCCGGCCUGUACGAGCCUGCCACCGUGGAGCGCUACAGCAGGUGCCACCUGGGGGAGCUCCCCCCCCACGUCUUCGCCGUCGCCAACGAGUGUUACCGGUGCCUGUGGAAGCGGCACGACAACCAGUGCGUCCUCAUCAGCGGCGAGAGCGGCGCGGGCAAGACGGAGAGCACCAAGCUGAUCCUCAGGUUCCUGUCGGCCGUCAGCCGGCAGUCGUCGGAGCUGCCCUCCCGGGAGCGGACGUCGAGCGUGGAGCAGGCCAUCCUGGGGAGCAGCCCCAUCAUGGAAGCUUUCGGCAACGCGAAGACGGUGUACAACAACAACUCCAGUCGCUUUGGGAAGUUCGUUCAGCUGAACAUCUGCCAGAAGGGAAAUAUUCAGGGCGGGAGAAUUGUAGAUUAUUUAUUAGAAAAAAACCGAGUAGUAAGACAAAACCCCGGGGAAAGGAAUUAUCACAUAUUCUAUGCACUGCUGGCAGGGCUACAACAUGAACAGAGAGAAGAAUUUUAUUUAUCUGUACCAGAAAACUACCACUACUUGAGUCAGUCUGGAUGUAUAGGAGACAAGACAAUCAGUGACCAGGAAUCUUUCAGGGAAGUGAUUACGGCAAUGGAGGUCAUGGAGUUCAGCAAGGAAGAAGUCCGGGAGGUCUUGAGGUUGCUUGCUGGUGUCUUACAUCUUGGGAACAUAGAAUUUAUCACUGCUGGUGGGGCCCAAGUGUCCUUCAAAACAGCCUUGGGCAGGUCUGCAGAGCUACUUGGGCUGGACUCAGCACAGCUCACUGACGCUCUGACGCAGAGAUCCAUGUUCCUCAGGGGGGAAGAGAUCCUCACUCCUCUCACUGUUCAGCAGGCAGAGGACAGCAGAGACUCCCUGGCCAUGGCACUUUAUGCACGCUGCUUCGAGUGGGUGAUUAAGAAGAUCAACAGCAGGAUCAAAGGCAAAGAUGACUUUAAAUCUAUUGGCAUUCUUGACAUCUUUGGAUUUGAGAACUUCGAGGUUAAUCACUUCGAGCAGUUCAAUAUAAACUAUGCAAAUGAGAAACUUCAGGAAUAUUUCAACAAACAUAUUUUUUCUCUGGAGCAACUAGAAUAUAGCAGGGAAGGAUUGGUGUGGGAAGACAUUGACUGGAUAGACAAUGGUGAAUGCUUGGACCUGAUUGAGAAGAAACUUGGUCUCCUCGCCCUUAUCAAUGAAGAAAGCCAUUUCCCCCAAGCCACAGACAGCACAUUAUUGGAGAAGUUGCAUAGUCAACACGCUAAUAACCACUUUUACGUGAAGCCCAGAGUUGCGGUCAACAAUUUUGGAGUGAAACACUAUGCUGGAGAGGUGCAAUAUGAUGUCCGGGGCAUCUUGGAGAAGAACAGAGAUACCUUCAGAGAUGAUCUUCUCAACUUGUUAAGAGAAAGCCGAUUCGACUUCAUCUAUGACCUGUUUGAACACGUUUCAAGCCGCAAUAACCAGGAUACCUUGAAAUGUGGCAGCAAACAUCGACGGCCCACAGUCAGCUCACAGUUCAAGGACUCACUGCAUUCCUUAAUGGCCACGCUAAGCUCCUCUAAUCCUUUCUUUGUUCGCUGUAUCAAGCCAAACACGCAGAAGAUGCCAGACCAGUUUGACCAGGCGGUUGUUCUAAACCAGCUGCGCUACUCCGGGAUGCUGGAGACGGUGCGGAUCCGAAAGGCUGGGUAUGCAGUCCGAAGACCCUUUCAGGAUUUUUACAAAAGGUAUAAGGUGCUGAUGAGGAACGCGGCAGUGCCUGACGACAUCAGGGGCAAGUGCACAGCCCUGCUGCAGCUCUACGACUCCUCCAACAGCGAGUGGCAGCUGGGGAAGACCAAGGUCUUCCUCCGAGAAUCCCUGGAGCAGAAGCUGGAGAAGCAACGGGAGGAGGAAGUUACGAGGGCGGCCAUGGUGAUCCGGGCCCACAUCUUGGGCUACUUGGCACGAAAGCAAUACCGAAAGGUCCUUUAUUGUGUGGUGAUCAUACAGAAGAAUUACAGAGCGUUCCUUCUGAGGAGGAGAUUCUUGCACCUGAGGAAAGCCGCCAUAGUUUUCCAGAAGCGACUCAGAGGCCAGAUCGCCCGGAGGAUUUAUAGGCAGCUGCUGGAAGAGAAGCGGGCGGAGGAAGAAAAGAGGAAAUGGGAGGAAGAGGAGAGAGAAAGAGAGAGGGCACGAAGAGAGGCUGAGCUCCGCACCCAACAGGAGGAAGCCGCCAGGAGGCAGCAGGAGCUGGAAGCCCUGCAGAAGAGCCAGAGGGCAGCCGAGCUGCACUGCGACUUAGAGAAGCAGAAGGAGAACAAGCAGGUGGAGGAGAUCCUCCGCCUGGAAAAGGAGAUCGAGGACCUGCAGCGCAUGAAGGAGCGGCAGGAGCUGUCCUUGACCGAGGCCUCCCUGCAGAAGCUGCAGCAGCUGCGCGACGAGGAGCUCCGGCGGCUGGAGGACGAGGCGUGCCGUGCGGCGCAGGAGUUCCUGGAGUCACUCAACUUCGACGAGAUCGACGAGUGCGUCCGCCACAUCGAGCGCUCCCUGUCGGCGGGCGGCGAGGCCCUGGGCGCAGAGGCCCCAGGCGCAGAGGGUGCGGAGGGUGCAGAGGGCGCGGUCGCCCAGAGGCCCAGCUUCAACUUCAGCCAGCCGUACCCCGAGGAGGAGGUGGACGAGGGCUUCGAGGCCGACGACGACGCCUUCAAGGACUCGCCCAACCCCAGCGAGCACGGCCACUCGGACCAGAGGACCAGCGGCAUCCGCACGAGCGACGAAUCGUCAGAGGAGGACCCGUACAUGAAUGACACGGUGGUGCCUGUGAGCCCCAGCGCGGACGGCUCCCUCCUGCUCGGCCCGUCGGAGCCCAGCUCGGUGGCUGGGGAGCCCGCCUACUGCAUGCCUCAGGGCGGGGGGGCCCUGCCGUCUGCGGACAGCCACUACGACUACGACCGGGACGACUAUGAGGACGGCGCCGCCACCUCCGGCAGCAGCGUGACUUUCUCCACCUCAUACGGCAGCCAGUGGUCCCCAGACUACCGCUGCUCCGUGGGCACCUAUAACAGCUCGGGGGCCUACCGCUUCAGCUCGGAGGGGGCGCAGUCCUCGUUUGAAGACAGUGAGGAAGACUUUGACUCUAGAUUUGAUACAGACGAUGAACUUUCCUACCGGCGCGACUCCGUGUACAGCUGCGUCACGCUGCCUUACUUCCACAGCUUCCUGUACAUGAAAGGUGGCUUAAUGAACUCCUGGAAGCGCCGCUGGUGCGUCCUCAAGGAUGAAACCUUCCUGUGGUUCCGCUCCAAGCAGGAGGCCCUGAAGCAGGGCUGGCUGCAUAAGAAGGGCGGCGGCUCGUCCACGCUGUCCCGGAGAAACUGGAAAAAGCGCUGGUUUGUCCUCCGCCAGUCCAAGCUGAUGUACUUCGAGAACGACAGCGAGGAGAAGCUCAAGGGCACCUUGGAGGUCCGGGCAGCCAGAGAGAUCAUAGAUAACACCAGCAAGGAGAACGGGAUAGACAUCAUCAUGGCCGACAGGACCUUCCACCUCAUCGCUGAAUCCCCAGAGGAUGCCAGCCAGUGGUUCAGUGUGCUGAGCCAGGUGCAUGCGUCCACCGACCAGGAGAUCCGGGAGAUGCACGAUGAGCAGGCCAACCCGCAAAAUGCCGUGGGCACGCUGGACGUGGGGCUGAUUGAUUCUGUGUGCGCCUCCGACAGCCCCGAGAGACCCAACUCAUUUGUGAUCAUCACGGCCAACCGGGUGCUCCACUGCAACGCCGACACGCCGGAGGAGAUGCAUCACUGGAUAACCCUGCUGCAGAGAUCCAAGGGCGACACCAGAGUGGAAGGCCAGGAGUUUAUCGUGAGAGGCUGGUUACACAAAGAAGGCAAGAACAGCCCGAAGAUGUCUUCGCUGAAGCUCAAGAAGCGGUGGUUUGUGCUGACCCACAAUUCCCUGGAUUACUACAAGAGCUCCGAGAAGAAUGCCCUGAAACUGGGCACGUUGGUCCUUAACAGCCUCUGCUCGGUGGUGCCCCCGGACGAGAAGAUCUUCAAGGAGACAGGCUACUGGAACAUCACCGUGUAUGGCCGCAAACACUGCUACCGCCUGUACACCAAGCUGCUCAACGAGGCCACCAGGUGGUCCAGCGCCAUCCAGAACGUGACGGACACCAAGGCCCCGAUCGACACUCCCACCCAGCAGCUGAUUCAGGACAUCAAGGAGAACUGCCUGAACUCUGAUGUGGUGGAGCAGAUUUACAAGCGGAACCCCAUCCUCCGCCACACACACCACCCGCUGCACUCGCCGCUGCUGCCCCUUCCCUACGGAGACAUAAACCUGAACCUGCUCAAGGACAAGGGCUACACGACCCUUCAGGAUGAAGCCAUCAAGAUAUUCAAUUCCCUCCAGCAACUGGAAUCCAUGUCUGACCCCAUUCCCAUAAUCCAAGGCAUCCUGCAGACUGGGCAUGACCUCCGACCUCUGCGAGACGAGCUGUAUUGCCAGCUCAUCAAGCAGACCAACAAAGUGCCCCAUCCAGGCAGUGUGGGCAACCUGUGCAGCUGGCAGAUCCUGACGUGUCUCAGCUGCACCUUCCUGCCGAGCCGGGGGAUCCUCAAGUACCUCCGCUUCCACCUGAGAAGGAUACGGGACCAGUUUCCAGGAACCGAGAUGGAAAAAUACUCCCUCUUCAUUUAUGAAUCGCUCAAGAAAACCAAAUGCAGAGAGUUUGUGCCUUCCCGAGAUGAAAUAGAAGCCCUGAUCCACAGGCAGGAGAUGACGUCCACGGUGUACUGCCAUGGUGGAGGCUCGUGCAAGAUCACCAUCAACUCCCACACCACAGCCGGCGAGGUGGUGGAGAAGCUGAUCAGAGGCCUCGCCAUGGAGGACAGCAGGAACAUGUUCGCCUUGUUUGAGUACAAUGGGAGCGUUGAUAAAGCCAUCGAAAGCAGAACCAUCGUGGCCGAUGUGUUAGCAAAGUUUGAAAAGCUGGCGGCCACAUCAGAGGUGGGGGACCUGCCCUGGAAGUUCUACUUCAAGCUUUACUGCUUCCUGGACACGGACAACGUGCCAAAAGACAGCGUGGAAUUUGCCUUUAUGUUUGAACAGGCGCACGAGGCGGUCAUCCGCGGCCACUACCCGGCCCCCGAGGAGAACCUCCAGGUCCUGGCGGCCCUGCGGCUGCAGUACCUGCAGGGCGACUACUCGCCGCACGCCUCGCUGCCACCCCUCGAGGACGUUUACUCCCUGCAGAGGCUUAAGGCCCGCAUCAGCCAGGCCACCAAGACCUUCACCCCGUGUGAGCGGCUGGAGAAGAGGCGGACGAGCUUCCUGGAGGGGACGCUGAGGCGGAGCUUCCGCACGGGCUCCGUCGUCCGGCAGAAGGUGGAGGAGGAGCAGAUGCUGGACAUGUGGAUCAAGGAGGAGGUGUCCUCGGCCCGGGCCAGCAUCGUGGACAAAUGGAAGAAGCUGCAUGGGGUGGGCCAGGAGCAGGCCAUGGCCAAGUACAUGGCCUUGAUCAAGGAGUGGCCGGGCUACGGGUCAACGCUCUUCGACGUGGAGUGCAGGGAAGGCGGCUUCCCCCAGGACCUCUGGCUGGGCGUCAGCGCCGACGCAGUCUCCGUGUACAAGCGUGGGGAGGGCAGGCCGUUAGAGGUCUUCCAGUACGAGCACAUCCUGUCUUUCGGGGCGCCGCUGGCAAACACGUACAAGAUCGUGGUUGAUGAGAGGGAGCUGCUCUUUGAAACCAGUGAGGUGGUGGACGUGGCCAAGCUUAUGAAAGCCUACAUCAGCAUGAUCGUGAAGAAACGCUACAGCACGUCGCGCUCCGUGAGCAGCCAGGGCAGCUCCAGGUGAAGGCCGCCGCAGCCGCCGUGUCUUCGUGUCUGGACGCGCCACUCCUGGCCUCCGCCACCGCUGCCUCAGAGCCGGGGCACCUGGAAGCCCCUUGCCCGGGCAGGGGUCUCCGAGGGUCCUUCCGCCCCGUCCGUUUCCGUGAUCCCGUAUUAAGCUGUCAACCUUAACGGCCCAGUUUCGAAAGCUUUACUACUCUUAGAUGACACAUGCCUUAAAAUAGAGAGGACCCCCCCACCCCCGCUGCCGCCAAAGCAGCCAGAAGUGCCUUAGCUGUGCUACUGAAGGGAAGCACCCCCGGGUGACUCAGGGGACACGUAGCCUGGGAGGGGGGUGUCGACCCCUCGAUUCUGCACUAACCUCCCACCCGAUUUCCCCGCUUUGAGGAAGGUGAGGGGGCGGCGAGGGGGGAACAGAGGGAGCACAAGGGGACAGGACAGUUUAGUUGGAGCGCUGCUGGCAGCCUUCCUCGUGGACAUAUAUUAACUUUUUUCUCUGUUUCCUCUUUCCCGUCUGUGUGCUUGCCCCGCAUGCAUGUGUUCACAAACUCAUCACUUUAAUCGUCUCAUGAGCAUUAAAAGCAAAGGGAAGAGGAUGUGCAAUGGUGUAAACAGUCUGUCUGUAUAUUUGAAUAGUUGAGAGUUUUGCUCUUCGGUUGUGACUUUGUGAGGGGGUUCAUUAACAGACCAGAGUCCUGGCUUUCCCUGUCUUUGCUGUACUUCGGGAACCACAGUUGACCCUGUUUUGUUUUACAUGUAGCAAGGCCUGCGCCCUGUGUCUGCUGUACUGUGGACAGACAGGUGGCCCACGCAAGGAAUUGUAUUUAUGACCACUCUGACUCCAACGCGUCUUUGGAACCAUUGGAAGUCAUUUUGGAAGCUUUAGUUCCUAAAAGAUUUGAGUUAAAAACCGUUUCUUUGAAGGUCAGUUGGUGUCGCUCCAGGUGGCUGAUGACCACGUAGCUGUGCUGGGUCGGGUGGAGAAAGCUGCCUUCUCCAGGCGUGUAACGCGCGAGCAAAUCUCAACCCUGACCGUAUAGAUGCCGAGACUUUAAGAAAAUACAUUUUAUCCCAAGGUCACGAUGGUAAUCUGACGCAGUGCCUGUAAAUAAAUCAGCGUUUAUGACCAGAAGAAAAAUAAUCUGGUCUUGGACUUUUAUUUUUAUAUGGAAAAGUUGUAAAGACUCAGGCCAACUAAGUCUGCCCACAAAGAAAAACAAUUGCCUUAUCUCUCCGGGAUCGCGUGAGAAAUCCUUGUUCGCUGGCUCCAGCACAGUCUGACAAUAAAGGAUCUCAGCCGCC
This is a messenger RNA of Nyctereutes procyonoides (raccoon dog), 7734 nucleotides long. RefSeq names its product myosin X (gene MYO10). Bases 275 to 6436 code for a protein of 2053 amino acids. Gene Ontology annotation, cellular component: myosin complex; cytoskeleton. The transcript is spliced from 41 exons. Gene Ontology annotation, molecular function: ATP binding; protein binding; cytoskeletal motor activity. Lineage: Eukaryota; Metazoa; Chordata; Mammalia; Carnivora; Canidae. The record is from RefSeq and is a predicted model, not a curated record.